Molecule: messenger RNA, 93 nt
Organism: Histoplasma mississippiense
Lineage: Eukaryota; Fungi; Ascomycota; Eurotiomycetes; Onygenales; Ajellomycetaceae
Exons: 2
Coding region: 1-93 (30 amino acids)
Source: RefSeq, a predicted model, not a curated record
AUGCAAACGUGGGCUGUCGGAAAUAUUACGCUUUUGAUGGCUAUGGAACUAUCGUCUCCAACGCGGCUAGACUAUUGGACCAUUAUGGAAUAA